AUGGUGGCUGUCUUCUGUAAGCGCUUGGAACGUGCUUGGAGAAACAGGAGCAGCAGCCCAGAAAUGCGGAGCCCCUCUGUUCUCGACGCGACGUGCACAGAAGAUGCAGACUGUCCCACGGGAAACCCGGUGGUUCACGGCAACGGGAUAAAAACUGGGAAAUGUGUGAUGUUCAACACGACCCAUUCCACCUGUGAGAUCUAUGGCUGGUGUCCUGUGGAGAAUAACACUCUGCCCAGGAAACCUCUACUGGCUGAGGCAGAGAACUUCACUCUUUUUAUAAAAAACACUGUCCACUUCACCAAAUUUAAUUUCUCCAAGUGCAAUACUUUGCAAACCAAUGACCCCACCUAUUUCAAGAGCUGCACGUACGAUCCAUUCUUCAGCCCCUCCUGCCCCGUCUUCCGUGUCCGUGACAUGGUGGAGGCAGCUGGAGAGACCUUCGAGGACCUCGCACUGCUGGGGGGCAGCAUCGGAGUUCGCAUCGAGUGGAACUGCGACCUGGAUCACCCCGCUGCGCAGUGCCAGCCGCGGUACUCCUUCCGCCUGCAGGACAGGAGGUACAAUUUCAGAACGGCCUCCUACUACUGGGACUCCCAGCAGCAGCUCUACCGGAACCUGCUGAAACUCUACGGCAUCCGCUUCGACAUCUCCGUGCACGGCCAGGCCACGGUGGUCUGUGACCUGGUGCUGCUCUACCUGGAUGCGAAGGCUGAUUUCUAUUGGAGAGAGAAGUUCGAGGAGGCAAAGCCCCCUAAAGGUGAGAGCGAGGCCGCAGCUUAG
Tauraco erythrolophus (red-crested turaco) is the source of this 783-nucleotide messenger RNA. Lineage: Eukaryota; Metazoa; Chordata; Aves; Musophagiformes; Musophagidae. The record is from RefSeq and is a predicted model, not a curated record.